Haliotis rubra (blacklip abalone) is the source of this 4520-nucleotide messenger RNA. RefSeq lists its product as uncharacterized. The coding region runs from base 108 to 3896 and encodes 1262 amino acids. NCBI's taxonomy places the organism in Eukaryota, Metazoa, Mollusca, Gastropoda, Lepetellida, Haliotidae. The transcript has 19 exons. The record is from RefSeq and is a predicted model, not a curated record.
ACGGCAGGUGUUUCCCCAAGAUAUUUUUAACCGUAUGGUUUUCACAGAGAGCGAAGUUUCUACAGCGUUGGGAAUGUCAGCAGAACAUAUAUAGAGUUCUUCUAGAAAUGGAAGAAGACACAAUACCAAAAGAAAACAACAAUCUGCUGUUGGGUCAUGUGACUCACGUCAUCGACCCAUCCAACUUCUGGAUCCAGAUUGGGACAAAGGAACUGUUUGAGGGCUUGAGUCAGCUGGAGGAGGAGGUGCAGGAAUUCUGUGAGGGGGUGGGGACGGUGGACCCCGAUGAUGCCUGCUGGAUGGAGGAUGGCUGCUAUGUUGUGGCCAAGUCCAGCCUCGGCAGCGACAGACCGUGGAGGAGAGCCCAGAUAGCCAGACACAACAUUGAGAAGGGGUCUGUGGACGUGUUCUACCUGGACUAUGGCACCACAGAGAUUGUGUCAUUGGAUCAGAUAUGUGUAGCUGUUCCGGCGUUCUUUUUUGCUGUUGAUCACCAGACAUGGAAGUGUGGUCUCGCUGGAAUCAGACCUAUUGCAAAGACUUGGACAACUCGUGGCGUGAAAUGUUUCCAGAAGCUGGUUGAGGGCGAAGAGACUCUCCAGGUGUCCAUUGUGUCUUAUGGAGCUUCUUUCAUGUGCCACAAGAUAGCCCUAUACACAGGUGAGGGAGGAGAUGGCCGCUCCCUGGCCCACCUGAUGCUGGACGAGGAAGUGGGGAUGCCAUGUAACCUUGACGAUGUUGCUGAGUACGCCCAUGCCGUGGUGCAAGUGUUCCCCCAAUGUCCCGCGGAGGAGAUACAGCAAGAUAGUUCCGAGGACAGACAUCGGGACGAGGUUGAAGAUCUGCCGAGCUAUGAAUCUAGUCCUGCCUCACAGUCAAGUCAUGAUGAGCAGGCUGUGUCAGGAGAUAGUUCUGGCAGAAGUGUGUGUGAGCCGUCCGAGGCCUUAACAGACCCAACGUCUCCCCAGUCUCCAGCAGUGACUAUCCCUGGCUUCAACCUCAACACCAUCUUUAAGACCAAGAUGGCAUCUGCGGACAUCAUCACGCAGAAGAAGGAGGACGAGAGGAAGAAGACUGUCACGUCCGAGAUGGAGAAGGAUCUGAAGAUGGUGCAGCAGGAUAUGGAAGGAGCAACAGUGGAAACGGAGGAAGUGACAGAGUGGGGUGCUUCUGACUACGACAUCGGGAAGCAGGUGUACAAGCAUCAGCCGGAUGUGUUUGCCCAGAAGGUGGCAGUCAUUAGAGCAGCUACAGGAGACGAGAACUGGACACCCAGCAUGACAGAGGGCCAUGGCCCCCAGAAGCCAAUCCUGCAGGAAAUAAAGGCAGAGGCAGUGAAAGCAGCCAUUCCUAAAACCAGCCAGGAACUAGCACAGAUAAUGGCGCCAAGUACCAGCCUACAACAGCAGCGGGUCGGGAACUCCCCAACACCCGGUGAGAGACUGGAGUCACAGUUGUCUCAACAACUCUCCAAGAUUCUAGAUGAAGGAGACAUAGAAGACCCAGGAACCUUGUGUGAUCAGUUCAACCAGGUGGUGCUGCCAGGGAGUUUGAAGGAACCGUGGGGACUGUCUGUGGCUAUUGAAGUUCUGUUGGAGACGGCUGUGACUCUCAAGGGCUCUCAUGUAGUCACCGUGCUCAAUGUCCUUGAUACGUAUGUAGAUUCAGCCAAUUUUGACGUAAGAAUGGAAACCAUUUUACGACAGCUUGAGAGCAGAUUUGUCAAGCCUCCAUUUGGAAAGGCAAGAACCUAUCACAAAGAGUUUGGCCAGGUUCUGGGGCAGCUCCUCAUAUUGUCCCGACUGUGGAAUACGCACACCGCUGACAUGGUCCAGGAUUUUGUCCUCAACAUCGUAGAAAAAUGGGCCAUCUACAACCGAAAUGGGUAUCACGUGGGCCUGCAGUAUGAGAAGAUCCAGCAGAUGUACACGGACUGCCUGGAGGGGUUGUGGCUGGUGGCAGCUGACAUCAUCACCGACAUUGAUCCGUCCACCUUCACACGGGUACACGACUGGCUGCAGGAGAAGGUCUUAGCUCAGACACAUCCAAGGGAGAUUCGAGAGCAGGUGCUGAAGCUGUUGCUGAAGCUGAGCCCAGUGAAAGUAUUUGAUGCAGAGCAGAUUCGCCCCAAAACAGUCAGUGCCGAGGUCCAGACAGAAGCCUCCUCCUUCGCUGUUCCUGACCCCAACUCAACAGCACAGUCCCACAUGGAGGAUAGCUCCCUGUUCAGUCACUUUGAUACCGAGAUAGAGGACAUCUCUCCCGUGGCUGGUGAUAGUCGGGGCAGAGACGAGGUCAGCCUGGGGUAUCAUCCAUCUCCCGCCACCUCGCUGCAGCCUCCAGACCAGACAGUGACCAGUCCUGCAGCUCCUUCAGCUCCUGCAGGGGAAUACAGCUCCUGGGCUGACUGUGUCAGCUCAGGGAAACACAAAAACUACAUCCGUGGUCCCACAGACAGAGGUCUCAAAGCGUUAGCCCUCCAGACAUUGAGUGGAGAGAAAUAUGUUUUCUCUGGAAAAUUUGUUCAAGAUUUGCCACCGAGGUUUAAGAAGCAUCUGAAUUCACAGCAACAUGUUACAGAGGAGAAGCCGGAUAGUGCUCACUUCUAUCGCAAAGGGGAAAAGAACAGUGUGGCACCUGGCUUGGACUAUCAGACUCCAAAACAGGCUGACAGUGGGGAUGAAGUGAAGGAGAUUGGAGGGGAUGAGGUGCAUGCUAGUACGUCUAUGUUUACCAAGCGUGGGUUGGGCGAGUUCCCUUCAGUAAAGGACAUCCUCAACAGCAGCUAUGGACAGAAUGAAGUGGAGAGUGAUACUGGGAGUGAGACUCAUACAAGAUCACUCACUCCUGUAGACACUGGAAAACACUCCCCAAAUGAAGGUCGGUCAAGGUCAGCAAAGUCAAAAAGAACUACCCCUCCAACGUCACAUUCCCCAGAUCACAGGUUAGCUUUAAAUGUUAAUGCUAAAGAGUGGGUGCCAGUCACAUCACCAGUGGGCCAACACUCUAGGGUGUCUUCAGGGGCAUCGCCAGUAGGUCAACACUCUAGAACGCACUUAGGGAGGUCACCCGUAGGUCGGGCCUCUCGGAUGCUCGUAAUGACGUCACCUGUAGGUCAACCCUCUAGGACACACUUAAUGACGUCACCUGUAAGUCAAGCCUCUGGGACACACUUAAUGACGUCACCCGUAGGUCAUGGCUCAAGGAGUCCUUUACAUAUGUCACCAGGACACAGUUCCUCCCGAAGGGAUGUAGGACUCAACUUAAGUUCAUCAAGUUCGGAAGACUUGAGUGGUGCAUGGAAAUCAGGUUCACGAAAAUCUGGUCACAACUCAUCUUCUUCUUCCAUCAAGUCCAUCGUGGAGGACAUCUUUGGAAGUGGAGACUUCACCGUUCAGUCAGAGCAGGGCCAGGUGGCCGAGUCAUCUGAAAUAGAGAAGCUGGUGGUUGCAGACAGCAACACUGAGACCGACAGAGCCAACACCAGCUUCAGUGUGUCCGAGAUCACCAGUGAGGUCGAUGAUGAACAGUCCACUGUGACUGAUUCCAAUGAUACAGAAUUUCGGGGUAACCCAAAAUGUCUAAUCCAACCGGAGUACACCAGCCAGUAUGGCUUUGAGGACGAUGUGGAUGAGGAUGAUUACGAAGGAUUUGUAUUGUCUGGGGAAGGUGACAUUCCUGUGAAAGACAGUGGUGAGAAGGACAGUAGCUUCUCGUCAUGUGUUGACUCUGGAGUGGUGGAAGAGAUGGACUAUAUGAAGCCAUUGCAUCAGAGCCACGAACAGCCUCGACAACCUCGGUACAGAUGGGUUCCUGGGAAGCGCAGCUGCACGCUCUGUGGUUCAACAGAACAUACUGUGUACAGCUGCAAGAAGAAGACAAGCAUCAUCAUCUGAAGUUUCUAUCCAGAUGGAAUAAGCAGAAUUGUGAUAGAAUGUGCCACAAAAGCAGGGCAACACAAGAAAGUUCAGUUCAAUUUCCUCCAAAUCAAAAUCAUGUGUUUUACAGGCAAAACGUUCCAAAUGAACAUUUUAAGAUGAUGAAAACCAUUGAGAUUUAAUUGCCAGGACAGAAACUUGAUCUGGAUUGAUGGAUUUAGUAUUGGAAACUUGAUACUGUUUUUGUUCCUCGCAAGCAGAUGUCCAAUUUGACGUAAGCUUGGUUGUCACAUCAGUUGUUGGACUGCUGUAUGUUGUGUGUCUGAGGUGUCCAUUAAAUGCACAGUCAGCAAAUAUUGUGUACAUCUUUAAAGAUAUGGUGAACUGGAUUUAAUGGCAAAAAGUAUGGAAACAAUUAUUUUUUUAAGUCCAUCUCCCAGGUGUGACUUGUUUUGAGGGCAGCCAAUCCUUGAGUGCCAUAAAAUAUGAGCUCUCAAAAUUUUGUAAUUUGGACAUGUUUAUAGACUAAUAUAUUUAUGUAUGUAAAUAUGGCAAAAUUGUGUUAUUAGCAUGCUGGGCUAAAGUGUGUCUGAAUUCUUCUAGUGUCUUGGCCAAAGCCUAUGAUGUGGGCUGACGAUAAUG